AUGGUCGCGCCCUGCCAAAUCGCCUGCAAGCAGAUUGAUCCCCCCACGAUCGGGCGGAACGGAUACCAGGGUUUCCUCAACAAGUCCGAGGUUCUUCGCAAAGGCUCUGCUCCCUUCAACCAGCGCAAGCUGUCAUGUGACAUCCUGGUCGAGCACGACGUGGCUGUCAAACUUCGCGAUGGAUGCAUCAUCUAUGUCGACGUCUACCGUCCGCCUGAGGGACAACAAGUCCCGGCCAUCAUCGCGUGGAGUCCAUUUGGCAAGAAACUCAACGGCAUCAAGUUUCUGGAAAUGAUGACGUCGUACAAUAUGGGUGUACCGGAGGGGACUCUGAGCGGGCUUGAGAAAUUUGAAGGCCCGGAUCCCGCUGUCUUUGUUGAGAAGGGGUUUGCCAUUGUCAAUGCUGAUACACGUGGUGUUGGAGACUCUGACGGCAUGUGUGUCAUAAUGGGAACCCAAGAGGGCGAGGAUGGCCAUGACUGUGUUGAAGCCAUCGCAGCUAUGCCGUGGUGCAAUGGCAAUAUUGGUCUCGCUGGCAACUCACACCUGGGCAUCGCACAAUGGUUCAUCGCUCAGCAGCGUCCACCCCAUCUCAAGGCUAUAGCUCCGUGGGAGGCCUGCGGAGAUCUGUUCCGGGAGCAGUUUGUGCGUGGUGGAAUCUGGGCCGGCAACUUCUUCGAUCACAUCAGCCAGGUCAUGAUCCAGGGGCACAACGGAAUGGAGAGCUUCAAGGAGAUGUAUCGCCGAAGUGGUGGAGUAGGCAGCGCCUACUGGUACGACAAGAGGCCUGACAUGACCAAGAUCAAUAUCCCGGCGUAUAUAACUGCAUCGUUCUGCAGCCCGCUACAUACCAUGGGCUCUAUCAGGGGAUACUUUGAUAUCGACAAUCCCAACAAGUGGCUUCGAUUUUGCCCAUACCAAGAGUGGUACGAUCUCUGGGCAGUGCCAGAGUCUACCGAAGAACUCAUUGCCUUCUUUGACCGAUACCUCAAGGGUGAGGAGAACAGCUGGGAAGACACGCCGCGAGUACGCAUGUCGACGCUUCAGUUUGGCAGCAAGGACGCCAUACUGAAUGAGCCCAUUGAGAGCUAUCCACCACCACAGACGAAAGAUGUGCCCUACUACCUGCUCGCCAACGGCGCUCUGAGCCCCGAUGGACCCUCUACGGCUGUCUUCACUGAUUCAUACAACUCAGAGGACAGUACUUGCUCUGCCAAGUGGACCUUCAAGUUUGACAAGCCGACACGGCUAUGUGGAAUACCCAAAGCCGUGUUAUACAUGUCGUGCGACAAUCUUGACGACUUUGAUGUCUACGUACUACUUCGCAAGCUCGACGAGGACAGCAAGCCCUUGCUAGCGCUCAACUGCCCAUGGAGCAAGAUCCCGCCCAACUCCAUCGAAGAGAUCCCCAAGGACAAUAUGACGGAUAUUCUGCUGUACAUGGGCCCACUAGGCAUGCUCCGGGCAUCUCACCGGGAGAUCGACUGGGACAAGUCGAUGCACCCCAACUAUCCCUUCCACCCGCACUCCGAGAUCGAAAAGGUGCCCAAGGGGCAGGUUGUGAAGCUGGAGAUAGGCAUGUUUGCUACAAGUAUAGACUUUGAGGCGGGAGAGUCUGUGAGGGUUGAAGUGACGGGCCAGACGCCGGCUAUUCAGUCCUUUAAGGAGUUGGAGGGACAGAUGGGGAAUGUUGACAACAGGGGAAUCCACAAGGUCCAUAUAGGUCCGGGUUAUCCUAGCUAUAUUAGUUUGCCUAUCUUUGAAAAGUGA
Messenger RNA from Clonostachys rhizophaga, 1770 nucleotides. The record is from the annotation of a GenBank genome assembly. Lineage: Eukaryota; Fungi; Ascomycota; Sordariomycetes; Hypocreales; Bionectriaceae.